ACGAGUUAGGGGUGUGCACAACGGUCGCACGGGCUACGACAGUAUAAAUCUAUUCCCUUUCAUCAGCUGAACUCCAAACAACCCUCUUCACACGACAUCUCGAACGACAUGCCUUCCGACUCAAAAAGAAGCGGUAGCUACCACGAUCACGACGGCCGCUAUGGGGGGAACAGCACGAAGUCCUGGGUGUACGCUGAUCAAGGUGGAGAUGAUCCGACGUAUCAGGAGCCUAGCACUUACAGGACGCAACCGCACUCAUCUCGUGAACAUCGUACUCAGGACUACCCAUCUUACGAUGGACGUACUUACGACGAAUCGUACCGCGAGCGCGACGAGAAGCGGACUUCAGCGCAGCAAGAAUACUAUGACCGAUAUGGCCGGGGCGACGAGGAGCAGAGUCGUCUUCGUAGACGAGAGCGCCGAGGAGAAGAGGAAGAGGAAGAGGAAGAGGAGGAGGAAAGCAGGUUUAGCUGGAAGAGGGCGGCUGCAGCUGCGGCAGUCGUAGGUGCGGGCAUGUACGCCAUGAAGAGGAUCGACGAUGACUACGAGGAAGGCAAGAAGGCACUACAAGCGGAGGACGAGAAAGCCGAACGCAGAGAGGCUCGCAGGCUGCGACGUGGGCAAGAAGCGGAAGAGGAGGCUCGAUACCAAGAGGAAGAGGCUGAGAAAAGGAGGUACGAUCAGUACGAGCAGGAGAAAGAGGAAAGGCGUCGCCGUCGUCGCCUUGGGUACUAGUACGGACGUGGCACGUAGCGUGAACGCCCGUGUUUCAGCUCAAAGCC
Molecule: messenger RNA, 782 nt
Organism: Filobasidium floriforme
Lineage: Eukaryota; Fungi; Basidiomycota; Tremellomycetes; Filobasidiales; Filobasidiaceae
Exons: 2
Coding region: 109-735 (208 amino acids)
Source: RefSeq, a predicted model, not a curated record